UAUAAACACCACUUGGAUUUGGAAAAUAAAGAACAACUCCACACAUCAACAGGAGUGAAACGAGGGAGGGAGAGGAAGAGGGAGUGGAGGAAACACUCUGUUAACGUUCAUUUUCUUCAAUCACUCUCGCCAUUACUACAACUCAAGGUCCAGUACCAAAGAGUACUACAGUGACUUUAAAUGGCGUCUGAGCAGCCGCAAUUCAUCGCUAGCACUGGGAAUCGGAGUCGUUCGAAUGAGCCUCUGAUUGAGAAUGUGGAGUCCGAUCAGAUUAUUGUACCUGAUAAGAAAAGCUGGAGAAACUUGUUUGCAUACAUUGGCCCUGGGUUUCUUGUUUCUAUUGCAUAUAUAGAUCCUGGAAAUUUUGAAACCGACUUACAGGCAGGAGCACAGUACAAAUAUGAGUUGCUUUGGAUUAUAUUAGUGGCUUCAUGUGCUGCUCUCAUUAUUCAAUCUCUUGCAGCAAACCUGGGGGUGGUCACUGGAAAGCAUUUAGCAGAACAUUGUAGAGCUGAAUAUCCAAGGGUGCCAAACUUCAUCUUAUGGGUUCUUGCUGAAAUUGCCAUAGUUGCAUGUGACAUUCCCGAAGUUAUUGGAACAGCCUUUGCAUUAAACAUGCUCUUCAAAAUUCCAGUGUGGGUUGGUGUUCUUCUGACAGGGCUCAGUACAUUGAUGUUACUAGCAUUACAGCAAUAUGGGGUGAGGAAACUUGAGUUGUUCAUUGCAUUUCUGGUAGUUAUAAUUGCUGCAUGUUUUUUUGUGGAGCUUGGAUAUGCGAAGCCCAAUGCUUCAGAAGUGUUGAAUGGGCUUUUUGUUCCCCAAUUGAAGGGUAAUGGUGCUACUGGCUUGGCAAUUUCACUCCUUGGAGCUAUGGUUAUGCCGCACAAUCUCUUCCUGCAUUCAGCUUUGGUCCUUUCAAGGAAAAUACCACGAUCUGUUAAUGGCAUCAAAGAUGCUUGCAGGUUUUAUAUGAUAGAAAGUGGCUUUGCUCUAACGAUUGCCUUUCUCAUUAAUGUAUCAGUCAUCUCAGUAAGUGGUUCAGUUUGCAAUUCCUCGAAUUUGAACCCAGAUGAUCAGAAGAACUGCCAAGAUUUGGACUUGAACAAAGCCUCUUUUUUACUUAAGAAUGUGUUAGGCAAUUGGAGUUCAAAGAUCUUUGCAAUUGCUUUGCUAGCAUCUGGUCAGAGUUCUACAAUAACAGGGAAUGCAUACUUCAAAAAAGGAGAUGUAUCUGGAUUUCUUGAUUUACGACUGAAGACAUGGAUUCGCAACUUUUUAACUCGAUGCUUGGCAAUAGUCCCUAGUCUGAUAGUUGCAUUAAUUGGUGGCUCUGCUGGAGCUGGACAGUUAAUCAUUAUUGCUUCGAUGAUUUUAUCAUUUGAACUCCCUUUUGCUCUUAUUCCACUUCUCAAGUUCACAAGCAGCAAGACCAAGAUGGGGACUCAUGCCAACUCAAUUGCUAUUUCAGCAGCUACUUGGAUCAUUGGAUCCUUGAUUAUGGGCAUAAAUAUAUACUAUAUUGCAACCAGCUUCGUCAAAUUGCUUCUUCAUAGCCAUUUAAAAGUCGUAGGCAUGGUGUUCUGCGGAAUACUUGGAUUUUCAGGGAUUUUGGUUUAUUUGGUUGCAAUUGCAUACUUGGUCUUCCGAAAAAAUAAAGAGGCGACACACCUUCUGGCAUUAACUACACCUGAGAGUCGUCAAAUGGCAAAUGAGGGUGAUGAUAGUCUACCUAGAGAGGAUAUAGUAAGCAUGCAGUUGCCUAAACGGGGGACUAACGUAGAUUUUGACUGAUGGACGAGUAAGCAAGGUAGAUUAGGGAUAUAGAAUCUAAAUCAUUCAUAGAUUGUUGCUCAUGAAUUCAGUUAUUGAUUUUUGCCUUUCAUCAUUUUGGAUAUUGAGGACAGUGUGUUUGAGUACUUGUUAUUUUAAUAAAUCAUUCUUAGAUUGUUGCUCAUGAAAUUCAGUUCUAGAUGUGACUUUUUGCCUUUCAUCAUUUUGGAUAUUGAGGACAGUGUGUUUGAGAA
Camellia sinensis is the source of this 2024-nucleotide messenger RNA. The record is from RefSeq and is a predicted model, not a curated record. NCBI's taxonomy places the organism in Eukaryota, Viridiplantae, Streptophyta, Magnoliopsida, Ericales, Theaceae.